AUGAGGGCCCUCCGACCAGCAGCAGCCCAGCACUGGUUCCGCCAGAACAUCCCACCCUACCACCAACAACAACCCCACCAGCCAGGCAGCAGAACAGCCGACCCGCUCCUGUUCCCAACACACAGCCAGCAGCCCCCGGAACACCAGCAGCAGCCGAUCCGAUAUCCCGCCCAUCCGGCCGACGCCCCCCCCAAACUCAGCCGGGCCAUCGCAUCCUUCCACAAUGCCGCACUCGUCUACCUCCACCGAGGCCUGGCCAUCCACUCCGCCCAGCCCGCCCUCCAUCCAGCCGUCGCCCCGCAGCCGCAGGAGCCCUUCCUCUCCGCGGUCACCAAAGGCUUCAACCAGAUCCUGCUCCUCGAAACCGGCCUCGAGUUCGCCCAGUCCCGCCAGGUCAUGGAAGCCCUCCUGAGCAUCGUCCGCCAGAAGCUCAGCCUCUCCGAAAACAGCGAGCACCAGCACCGCGCGGCAGUCUGGGAGGCCUCCAAGCAGGUCAUCAUCCACUGCGCGCUCCGACCCCGGAUGGCCAGUGUCGGCGAGUGGGCGUGGGAAGAGAUCCGGCGGGGGAACUACGACCGGCUGGCCGGGGUCUGGACGGGCAUCCUGGAGAUCGUCGAUCGGAGGCACGGCCCAGCGGAUCCCAGCCAGCCGCCACCGACGAUCGGCCUGGACGAAGGCUUCUUCACCGCACUGGUCGUCGUCUCAUCCACCCUGAACGAGGGCCCGCCUCUGGGCCGCCUGGUCGGCUCGUUGGUCGACCGGAUCUGGUCCCGCGUCCGGCCUGCCGACCGGCUCCCGCUCGACCGACUGCCCCAGCCCGCCCGCGCCCGCUUCUUCCUCCGCGCCGUCGAGCUCGGCCUUCUCUGGCGUCGGCCCGCAGAGGACGAGCCCGAGCAUGCCGACUGGCUCGUCGAGCAGGACGAACGGAUCGUCCAUCUCAUCCGCCGCAACUUCCUCGCGCAGCACCCCCAUUCCCUCCAGUACUGUCUCGAUCUCUCGCAGCGGAUCCAGGAGGCUGUCAAGGGCGCAGAGGGCGUGCCCGGCUGGUUGCCUGUCGACUGGACUCCGCAGCCCACCACCACCACCACCACCACACCCUCCUCCUCAGAAGAUCCCAAGAAGAAACCAUCCCAAAAACGGGAAAUCAUCCUGACACAGAAAGUGGUCGGGACCCUGUUGACGGGAUUCGCGGAGAACGGGAUGAUCGAGCAAGUCGAGCAGCUGAUCGGCUUUUCCAGGCGGCUCGGCGGGAUGUCCCGGUACCUCUGGUCGGCGGUUCUGCGGGGCGUGACGAAACAAAGCCAGGCGGGCGCCCUGAUGAAGGAGUUUGUGCGCCGGAUGGAGGCGGAGGACGGGCUGGAGCUGGACUUCACGAUGCGCUGCAUCCAGAUCAGCGGCUGUAUCGGGAGCGACCUGGACGGCGCACUCGCGGCGAUCGACGAGCUGCUCGUCCACUCUGCUGCUCCGGGAGGCAAACCGGGCGGCUCGAGUAGUAGUAGUAGUAGUAGUAGUAGUGGUGGUGGUGGUCGCAAGAAGGGCAGCAAGCUCCCGAUUGACGCAAUCAACUCCAUCGUCUCCGCUCUUUUGAGACACCAGAUGCUCGAGCGCGCCGAGAGCCUGCUGGAGGCCCUUUCCGACCGGCUCGUCCCGAACACCACCACCCUCAACCACUUCCUCAACUACCAUUCCCGGCUCCAACACCCCAUCCUCGACCAUGUGCUCGCCCAUCUCAAACGGUUCGAGGACCAACACGUCAAGCCCGACGUCGUCAGCUUCACCAUCCUUCUCAACAUCCUCCUUAAGCUCGGCAGUGGCCAGCACACCAUCCAGAAGCUCCUCGCCAUGAUGGAGCUUGCUGGCGUCGAACCUAAUGCGAUCACUUACGGCUCGAUCAUCCAUCACCUCUGUCGCAGCGGGAAGAUCGAAGACGUCGAAGUGGCCGACAAAUUGCUCGAAGAGAUCGAAGAAAGAGGCAUAGCGACGACGGACAUCACAUACACGGCCUUGAUCCAAGGGUUCCUGCGAGCGCACAUCCAAGAAUACGAAGCGCGCACGGACGGCUUCCACCAGCCAUCAUCAUCAGCAGGCGGCGGCGGCACGCAUGGGGCGGAAGGAGAGGGGCGGAAGCUAGUGCGGGCGACGGAGCUGAUUGGACGGCUGAAGGAACGCGGGAAGCUGAACCAAGUGGUGUACAACGCGCUGCUCAAUGCGCUCUUCUCUACCCGCCAAUUCGAGAGCGGGAUGCAAGUGUUCAAGGUCAUGCGCGCCGAACUCGCCCACAGCUCCUCCCCCGGUAGCAAGAAGAAGGAGGGGAUAGAGUUGUAUGGCAACGGACUCAUCGACUCCUACGGCAUCAUGUUCCGGAGACUUAUCCAGUUCGGCCAGCUCGAUCUCUUUCAUACCCUCUAUUAUCAUCACUUUCGGAACGAAAUGUUUACCUUCGUUCCCCUCUGGAUCGAGAAACUGAUCGAUCGUUUCGAGAACUCGAAGUAA
Molecule: messenger RNA, 2493 nt
Organism: Puccinia triticina
Lineage: Eukaryota; Fungi; Basidiomycota; Pucciniomycetes; Pucciniales; Pucciniaceae
Exons: 2
Coding region: 1-2493 (830 amino acids)
Molecular function (GO): protein binding
Source: RefSeq, a predicted model, not a curated record